AUGAGAACCGAGCACUUCCCUCCAGGCUGCAUGAUCUGUGCCGACGCGGGCGUUGAAGUCACCAAGGACAAUCAACCUAUCGACCUCUGGCACAGUUCCCAGGAGGGCGUGCUGCUCCUCGUGGAAUUUUUCUCUUGCGGCGUCAGGGCUGGUCAUCGGCGGAGCGUAGGUGCUGAUGAUAGUGGUGAAUUUACCUCCCCAGAGGGGCAGACGGAGGCUCAUCAGGCGAUCGUUGAUGCUCUGCCGCAGACAGACCAGUCGUUCCACGAUGUCAUUCCGGAUGGCAAAGGCGAUACCCGCAUCUCGUCACUGUGCCCUGGAGCGAUCGCUCCAGAAAAAGGUGUAGCCGACACCCACCUCCUCCAGUUGGCCUUGUUCGGAGAACCGGGCCUCGAUCAGUGCGGCGAUUUCCACCCUGUAGCGCGCCGGUUCCCGAGCCGCUAG
Messenger RNA from Spirometra erinaceieuropaei, 444 nucleotides. The record is from the annotation of a GenBank genome assembly. NCBI's taxonomy places the organism in Eukaryota, Metazoa, Platyhelminthes, Cestoda, Diphyllobothriidea, Diphyllobothriidae.